AUGUUCAAGGGCUCGUGGCUGCUUCUGCUGCUGAGCUGUGUGGCCAACACUCAGGUUCUGGCUGACAUCAUCAUGAGGCCCAGCUGUGCUACUGGAUGGUUUUUCCACAAGUCCAAUUGCUAUGGAUACUUCCGGAAGCUGAGGACUUGGUCGGAUGCUGAACUCGAGUGUCAGUCCUAUGGAAAUGGAGCCCACCUGGCAUCUAUCCUAAAUUUAAAGGAAGCCAGCGCCAUAGCAAGAUACAUAAGUGGUUAUCAAGUAAACCAGCCCGUAUGGAUUGGUCUGCAUGACCCACAGAAGAGAAAACAGUGGCAGUGGAUUGAUGGGGCUUUGUAUUUAUACCGAACUUGGACUGGCAGGUCUAUAGGUGGGAACAAGUACUGUGCUGAGAUGAGUUCCAGUCACAAUUUCUCAACUUGGAACAACAAUGAAUGCAGCAAGCGCCAGCACUUCCUGUGCAAGUACAAACCGUAG
Elephantulus edwardii (Cape elephant shrew) is the source of this 474-nucleotide messenger RNA. RefSeq names its product regenerating islet-derived family, member 4 (gene REG4). NCBI's taxonomy places the organism in Eukaryota, Metazoa, Chordata, Mammalia, Macroscelidea, Macroscelididae. Gene Ontology annotation, molecular function: mannan binding; signaling receptor activity. The transcript has 5 exons. Bases 1 to 474 code for a protein of 157 amino acids. The record is from RefSeq and is a predicted model, not a curated record.